Melanotaenia boesemani (Boeseman's rainbowfish) is the source of this 1092-nucleotide messenger RNA. It is a transcript of the gene mlnr, whose product is annotated as motilin receptor. The record is from RefSeq and is a predicted model, not a curated record. Bases 1 to 1092 code for a protein of 363 amino acids. Gene Ontology annotation, molecular function: G protein-coupled peptide receptor activity. Gene Ontology annotation, biological process: G protein-coupled receptor signaling pathway. Lineage: Eukaryota; Metazoa; Chordata; Actinopteri; Atheriniformes; Melanotaeniidae. The transcript is spliced from 2 exons. Gene Ontology annotation, cellular component: plasma membrane.
AUGCCCUGGGCCAGACCCCAGGUGGACCUUCAUGCUGGUGGAGCAGAGGCCAUGGACCAGUACAACAAAGACGACCACGAUUUCGAGGGCUCCCUGUUCCCCACCUUCACCCUCAUCCCUGUCACAGUCAUCUGUAUCCUCAUCUUUGUCAUUGGGGUGACAGGCAAUACCAUGACCAUCCUCAUCAUCCAACAUUUCAAGGACAUGAAGACCACCACUAACCUCUACUUGUCCAGCAUGGCGGUGUCUGACCUCAUCAUCUUCCUCUGCUUGCCCUUUGACCUGUACCGGUUGUGGAAGUAUGUGCCCUGGGUUUUUGGGGAGGCAGUGUGCCGCUUCUAUCACUAUAUCUUCGAGGGCUGCACCUCGGCCACCAUCCUUCACAUCACUGCUCUGAGCAUUGAGCGUUACCUAGCUAUCAGCUUCCCCCUCAGGAGCAAGGUGGUGGUAACCAGACGCAGGGUCCAGUACAUCAUCAUCGCCCUGUGGGGCUUUGCCUUGGUUUCUGCAGCUCCAACGCUCUUUCUGGUAGGGGUGGAGUAUGACAAUGACACGCGUCCUGACUACAACACAGGGCAAUGCAAGCACACCAGCUAUGCCAUCAGCUCCGGUCAGCUGCACAUCAUGCUCUGGGUGUCUACCACCUAUUUCUUUUGCCCAAUGCUCUGCCUUGUCUUCCUUUAUGGCUCCACUGGUUGCAAGUUGUGGAAAAGCAGAAAUGACCUGCAGGGCCCCUGUGCAUUGGCCAGAGAGAGGUCACACAGACAAACAGUCAAGAUCCUGGUGGUGGUGGUGUUGGCCUUCAUCAUCUGCUGGCUGCCCUACCACAUCGGCAGAAACCUCUUUGCCCAGGUGGAGGACUAUAAAACGGCCAUGCUGAGCCAGAACUUCAACAUGGCCUCCAUGGUGCUCUGCUACCUCAGCGCCUCCAUCAACCCUGUUGUCUACAACCUCAUGUCACAGAAGUAUAGGGCCGCGGCCAAACGCCUCUUCCUGCUGCACCAGGGGCCCAGACAAACCCACCGCAGCCAGAGACAGCUCUGUGUGAUUGAUCACAGCUCCACCCUGAAUGAAAGCCUGACUGGGGUCUGA